GUCCAAAACCUGCUAUUUUUGGGUUGGGCAUUUACCUUGGCCCCAAAAACAACUACAACGACUUUACAUAUUUUUGCACUCGCGAAAAUUAAAAUUUUUCAAGAAGAAACAGGAGAAUUACUGAAAACUUGGACUUUCUCAGGAACCUACAGUAGUACAGUGCAACCAUUGCUUUGACAGUCUGAACUCUGAAAUCGAUAUAGGCAGCAGAGGAGAGAGAUACCUUACGCGCGCGAUCAUCUAACAUCAAUGGCGACGAUGACAAUGAAUUCAUGGAAGCAGAAAGAACUUAUAUUCAUCAUAGCUUAUGCAAUAUGUUUCUACAUCUUCAUCAUCCAUCGUUCUCUUAAACUUUCACAUGAUUACUAUGAACAUCUUCGAAACCUCCGACCUGGAUGGCUUGCGAAUCGACUCAAUGAUGUUUCGGAUUCUCAAUGGAGAAAUUUUCGUGGAAAUUUACCGAUUCUUAGUGCUGUUUUUGGAGCAUUUACGCUUGUUGCUACUAGUUUGAGGAAAAUGUUUCAUUUAAGAGCUAGUGGAAUGUCUAUUGUUUGGCUUUUGGUUUCUUUGAUUUACUUAAUUUAUCUUCAUGGAGCUUGUAUUCUUUUCAUCCUAUCAAUCGCUUCACUGAAUUUUAUUCUUGUCAAGAUAUUUGCAAGGACAAAGUACUUCUCAUUUGUGUUGUGGACCUUCAAUCUGUUUUUCCUAAUCUGUAAUCGUGUUUAUGGAGGAUAUUCUUUCUCUAUAUUUGGGCAACAGUGGGCAUAUUUAGACAGUUUCCGCGGUACAUUCAGGUGGCACAUUUGCUUUAACUUUGUUACCCUGCGCAUGAUAAGCUAUGGAUAUGAUUACCAUUGGGCACAGAGAGAUGCUCGAUUUGAUCAGGAGAAGCAUAUUCAGCAUUGUUCAAUUUGUAAAUCAGGAAGAACAUGCUACUUAUUUUUACAGGAGAGGAGCUUAGAGGAGGACAAAUACUCAUAUUGGAUGUACCUAUGCUACUUGGUAUAUGCUCCACUAUAUAUUGCUGGACCUAUCAUUAGUUUCAAUGCAUUUGCUUCACAGAUAGAUCAGCCGCAGAAUACAUAUUUGCUCAAAGAUGUGGCUCUUUAUGGGUUAAGAUGGACCUUCUCUCUUUGCCUAGUUGAACUAAUAACUCAUUUCUUUUAUUACAACGCCUUUGCGCUAAGUGGCUUGUGGAAACAGCUAUCUGCGUUGGAUGUCUUUAUCAUCGGGUAUGGGGUUCUGAAUUUCAUGUGGCUGAAGUUUCUUCUCAUCUGGCGAUAUUUCCGGUUCUGGUCAUUGCUUAACGGUAUUGAGGCUCCCGAAAAUAUGCCUAAAUGCAUUAACAAUUGCCACAACUUGGAAAGUUUUUGGAAAAGUUGGCAUGCGUCCUACAAUAAAUGGCUUGUGAGGUACAUCUACAUUCCUCUUGGUGGUGCACGGACGAAGUUGCUAAAUGUGUGGGUUAUAUUCACAUUUGUUGCUAUCUGGCAUGAUUUGGAAUGGAAGCUUCUAUCUUGGGCAUGGCUGACAUGUAUUUUCUUUAUUCCAGAAAUAUUAUUGAAAUCAGCAGCUAAGACUUUUCAGGUGGAAAGUAUCUUCUGGAAGUUUUUCUUCCAUGAACUGAGUGCAAUAUCUGGGGCUGUAACAAUCACUUGUCUCAUGAUUGCUAAUCUUGUUGGCUUUGUUGUUGGACCAUCAGGAAUCAAUUUCUUGAUUUCUGGUUUUCUACGUAGAGAAGGACUUCCCAUACUUGCUGGCAUAUUUUUCACCUUUUAUUUAGGAACGAAGCUUAUGUUUCAUAUUCGUGAUGCCAAGAAGAGGCCAUCUUGAGUUAAACAUGCUAGAAACAGGGGACCAGCUUGAUUGUUGGCAGUAAAAGAUUUCUGCGGAAAUUUAUGACACGAAAACCACUGCUGAGGCCGUAUCCUUGAGCUUCUGUGAUGCUUGACGCUUUUAGAUGAGAUUUGGCAGUAUAGUGAUUAAGGGUUAAAAUGAUUGGCGCCUUAUGGUGAGAAGACACGCAGCCAAAGAGACUUUUGUGAACAUUGUGCAGUAGAGUGAUGUUGCUCGGUGUAACCAUACCUUGGGUGGUCUUAAUUGGAUAUAUGCCUUGAAUGAUUCAAGUUAUUGUAUUCCUGUAUAAUUCAGCGGUUGAAUAUGUACACGCUCUUUUUAGUUUUCAAAUGAAGUAAACCACACAAGCAAUCAAGACUCAAGAAUGAUUUUCUUUCGA
Beta vulgaris subsp. vulgaris (sugar beet) is the source of this 2236-nucleotide messenger RNA. Its product is annotated as membrane-bound O-acyltransferase gup1. Gene Ontology annotation, molecular function: acyltransferase activity. The record is from RefSeq and is a predicted model, not a curated record. Gene Ontology annotation, cellular component: endoplasmic reticulum. Bases 250 to 1833 code for a protein of 527 amino acids. The transcript has 19 exons. Lineage: Eukaryota; Viridiplantae; Streptophyta; Magnoliopsida; Caryophyllales; Amaranthaceae.